Melanotaenia boesemani (Boeseman's rainbowfish) is the source of this 1341-nucleotide messenger RNA. It is a transcript of the gene snrnp35, whose product is annotated as small nuclear ribonucleoprotein 35 (U11/U12). Gene Ontology annotation, biological process: mRNA splicing, via spliceosome. Gene Ontology annotation, molecular function: snRNA binding; mRNA binding. Bases 187 to 864 code for a protein of 225 amino acids. Gene Ontology annotation, cellular component: U12-type spliceosomal complex; precatalytic spliceosome. The record is from RefSeq and is a predicted model, not a curated record. The transcript has a single exon. NCBI's taxonomy places the organism in Eukaryota, Metazoa, Chordata, Actinopteri, Atheriniformes, Melanotaeniidae.
GAGCUUGUUUCUUUACGGAAUGUUUUUGUCGAUACACGCGGAACUUGCGGAUAGAAAAAGACUUUGCAGUGGUAGAAAUGUUUUAUGUUUUUCAUUUACUUUAUAACUAACCGUUGACAAAUGUAAAGUGACACUGAAAACAACUUCUGAAACCCACUCGACAUUUGUUGCUUCACUCUGGCUAAAAUGGCUGAAUGGUGUCCAAUAGCGAAAGUUUAUGACCCGUUGAAAGCUGGCAGCAUCGACGGCACAGAUGUGGAGCCCCACGACCGGGCGGUAUGGAGAGCCAUGUGUGCCCGGUACAAGCCCAACAAAGGCGUUGCUGGAGACCCACUGCUCACACUGUUUGUUGCCCGCUUGAACCCCCAAACAACCGAGGAUAAAUUGCACAACGUAUUCUCCAAAUACGGAGGCAUUCAGCGGCUUCGAUUGGUGCGGGACGUCGUCACUGGUUUCUCCAAAGGAUAUGCAUUCAUUGAAUAUAAGGAGGAGCGGUCCGUGACCCGGGCCCGCCGGGACGCAAACAAACUUGUUGUUGACCAGCACGAAGUGUUUGUGGAUUUCGAACAGGAGAGAACCCUGAAGAGAUGGGUACCACGGCGUCUCGGUGGUGGGCUGGGAGGGAAAAAGGAGUCUGGACAGCUUCGUUUCGGCGGCAGGGACAGACCUUUUCGUAAACCCAUUAACCUCGGGUCCGGUCCGGCGCAGAAAUGGGGCGGUGAUGGGGGUAGGGACAAGGAUAGAGCAGGGGCAACAUACCGGGAGGACCGCCACCGACAAAGAGAGUUUGAGUGGGGCAGCCGAGAGAGGAGAGAUUACCGUGGCAGAGAGAGGGAAGACCGGAGGCAUCGAGACAGGAGAUGAGAUGUAUCGAGAUCAAAAUUGCUUUUUUAAACAAGCCUGUGACUUACAUUUUUAACAAUUUUGCACGUGGUCUUUAAUUUUUUUUUUAAAGUGGAUAGUUAAGAACAAAAGUGCAACACUUUAGUAGACUGGGGGAUAUAUUUUAUGUUUGCCUGGGCAAUGGAAAUAAGGCUAUAGAUUUUCACUUUCAUUAUUUAAUGUUCUUUUGAUCAUUUUAAAUGGCAAUUACAUCUUCAGCUGCCAUUUCCAGCAUUAUUUUGGACAGUCUAAUUUGUUUGAUGACUGGAAGUGCAAACUGGCCAGUAAAAAAAUAGUGAUAUUCAUUUGUCUGUGAAAAUUUCCCCUCUUCAUUAUUUUGUCUGUUACAGUGUUGAUGUCAAAUCAAAUUGAAUCUUCCAAUCGUUAAAGACUGUGUGACUGUUAGAGCAAUCAAAUGUUUUAUUACAUAUUGUUGCACAUUAAAGGGCUUGUAAAUCA